Apiotrichum porosum is the source of this 1080-nucleotide messenger RNA. RefSeq lists its product as uncharacterized. Gene Ontology annotation, molecular function: FMN binding; oxidoreductase activity. The coding region runs from base 1 to 1080 and encodes 359 amino acids. The transcript is spliced from 6 exons. The record is from RefSeq and is a predicted model, not a curated record. Lineage: Eukaryota; Fungi; Basidiomycota; Tremellomycetes; Trichosporonales; Trichosporonaceae.
AUGACCGUCUCCACCACCAUCACCACCCCCAUCACCGUUGGGCGCCUCCCACUCAAGAACCGUCUCGUGCUGGCGCCACUGACGCGCCUCCGCAACUCGGCCGAAGGCGUGCCCCAGGCUCAUGCCCCAACGUACUAUGCCCAGCGCGCCACUGACGGUGGUCUCGAGAUCACCGAGGCCGCGUUCAUCGCCCAGGAGGCGGGCGGCCUCCCCGGCGCGCCCGGUAUCUACUCCAAGGAGCAGAUCGCCGGUUGGAAGAAGGUGACCGACGCCGUGCACGCAAAGGGCGGUUACAUCUUCGUGCAGCUCUGGGCGCUUGGCCGCACCGCCAGCCCCGACCAUGUCACCGUGUACGGCCCCUCCGACGAUGUCUACACCCACGGCGGCGGCAACGUCGAGGUCAAGGCGCUCUCCGAGGCCGACAUUGACCGCUACGUCGGCGAGUACCGCCAGGCGGCUCUCAACGCCGUCGAGGCUGGCUUUGACGGUGUCGAGGUCCACGGUGCCAACGGCUACUUCCUCCAGUCGGUCUCCAACCACCGCACUGACCAGUACGGUGGCAGCCUGGAGAACCGUAUCCGUUUCCCUCUGCGCGUUGUCAAUGCCGUAGCCGACGCUAUUGGUGCCGACCGCGUCGGCCUUCGCACCUCGCCCUUCAGCACGUUCCAGGGCAUGCGCGAGGCCGACCCUCUGGCUACGUUCAAGCCGUGGAUCAGCGCCGUGCUUGCCGCCCAGCCCAAGCUCGCAUACAUCCACGCCGUCGAGGAGCGCAUUGCCGGUAACGUUGACGUGGCUCCCACUGAGGACGGGUCGGCGUCUAUUGAGCCCCUCCGUGACAUCGUGAACGCGUCGCCCCACACCGAGUUUAUCGCUGCCGGUGGCUUCACACCCGAGUUGGCGACGCAGCUCCUCGCCCAGCGCGGCGGCCUGGUCGCGUUUGGCCGCCACUACAUUGCCAACCCCGACCUCCUGGCGCGCAUUGUGAACAAGGUCGACCUCAACCCAUACGACCGCAAGACUUUCUACGGUGGUUCCGAGACUGGUUACACCGACUACCCCGCCUACGCGCAGGAGGCCUAG